Lichtheimia ornata is the source of this 687-nucleotide messenger RNA. RefSeq lists its product as uncharacterized. The transcript has 5 exons. Bases 1 to 687 code for a protein of 228 amino acids. NCBI's taxonomy places the organism in Eukaryota, Fungi, Mucoromycota, Mucoromycetes, Mucorales, Lichtheimiaceae. The record is from RefSeq and is a predicted model, not a curated record.
AUGUCAUGGGCAGAGAGACCACUCAAGAAUGCCAUGAAACGAAGCGACUUCCGCUUGGAGAGGAUAUACACAUCAAACAAGCUUGGGAAUGUUCAAGGCUUUCUCUUUCACAUCACCCGAUCCUCAGCUUCACCAGACGAGCUACAAGACAUGUUGGAAUCACCACCCGAUGCGUUUAACGAAUACCUUUCAUCCGUCUUCAACCAAAUCAUUGGCCGGAAUCUCUGUAAGCUCUAUCCACUUGUAUUUUCAUCCGAGUAUGCCAAACGUCUCGCUGAAAUCACAUGCAUGAUCCCCACCAUUGCUCGUUCUAUCCAACGUGUUAUUAUGCGUGCCAACAAUGACAGAGGUGGAUCACAACAUCUAUAUACGCCAUCCCCCGCUGCACUUAUUGCACGAGCCAAUCUCCAAGCGAUCGCUUCAGUGACACGCAUCAUGCGACCUACUUUUACUACGAUGGAUGAUGAUCCUGGGGAUGACAUGAAAAUGGAUCUCAUGAUUGGGUUUUAUUAUUCCAUCAAGCGAAACCUAUUUAUACAACGACAUGCAAAGGUCAACAAUACCACAACAGACAACGAUGACCAGCAAGUCCCCAUGUCCUAUGAAGAUGUAGCGGAUGCUUGGAUUGUACCAGAUUCAACUACUACAGACCACCCCGUAGACGAUGAUUUGUACAUGUACUUCUAA